GCAGGAAAUAAACAACGCCCUCUUGCGGCUGACUUGAAAAUGUGGGGAAAACAAAAUGGCGGAAGACCAGGAAUUAAUACAGCUUGAAGAGCUAUGCAAGCAGCUGUAUGAGACUGCGGAUGGCAAUAUUCGGUCUGAAGCAGAGAAGGCGCUGGUUGCGUUUGCCAACUCCCCAGAUUGUCUCAACAAAUGUCAGCUUCUGCUGGAAAGAGGAAAUUCUGCCUAUGCACAACUGCUUGCAGCAACAACAUUGACAAAACUGGUGACCAGACCCAACCUCACACUACCGUUAGAACAGCGUGUUGACAUACGAAACUACAUAUUGAACUACCUUGCUACACGGCCGAAACUUGUUCAUUAUGUGUCACAAGCGCUUGUUCAGCUAUUUGCUCGAAUCACCAAACUUGGGUGGUUUGACAUCAACAAGGAUGACUAUGUCUUCAGAGAUGUGGUCACUGAUGUUGGCAAAUUCAUACAGAGUGGGUCCACCCAACAUGUGAUGAUUGGCGCGCAGCUACUGUCUCAGCUGGUGUGUGAAAUGAACCAGGUCAGUGAGUCUGAGGCCAGCAGAUCUCUAACAAAACGGAAGAUCGCAUCUUCAUUCCGAGACACCCAGCUGUUUGAGAUCUUCCAGCUGGCCUGUUCACUUCUUCGAUCUGCAGCUGGAAAUCUGAAGAAUCUGGACUUCAAUGAUGACAACCAGCGUGGCCUGUUAUCUCAUGCACUUCGUCUGGCACACAACUGCUUGACGUUUGACUUCAUCGGUACGUCAACAGACGAGUCAUCGGACGACCUGUGCACUGUACAGAUUCCAACCAGCUGGAGAACAGCCUUCCUUGACUUCAGCACACUUCAGCUCUUCUUUGACUUGUACUCCGGUCUACCGACAUCCCUGUCACCAAUGGCCCUGUCUUGCCUUGUGCAGAUUGCCUCUGUGAGGAGGUCCUUGUUCAACAACACAGAGAGAGCCAAGUUUCUCAACAGCCUUGUCCGAGGAGUCAGGGGAAUUCUAGAUAAUCCACAGGGUUUGUCAGACCCCAGCAAUUACCACGAGUUCUGUCGUCUCCUUGCCCGUCUGAAAUCCAACUACCAGCUGGGUGAACUAGUCAAAGUUGAUAACUACUCUGAAAUCAUCAAACUUGUAGCGGAAUUCACUGUGACCAGUUUGCAGAUGUGGCAGUUUGCCCCGAACAGUGUCCACUACCUGCUGAGUCUGUGGCAGAGGAUGGUAGCCUCAGUCCCCUAUGUCAAGGCUUCCGAGCCCCACCUGCUGGAGACGUACACACCGGAGGUCACCAAGGCAUACAUCAGUUCACGCCUCGAGUCUGUACAUGUCGUCAUAAGAGAGGGUUUAGAAGAUCCGCUGGAUGACCAUGGGAUGAUUAGUCAGCAGCUAGAACAAUUGUCGACGAUAGGUCGGUGCGAGUAUGAGAAGACGUGUGCGUUGCUGGUUCAGAUGUUUGAUGACUCAGCACAGAGAUACCAGGACCUGGUAGCUGCCGGGAACACUGGCAUGGAGUUAGCCGUGCAAGAGGGCCGCUUGACAUGGCUGGUGUAUAUAAUUGGCUCUGUGAUAGGGGGGCGGGUAUCGUUUGCAAGUACAGAUGAACAUGAUGCGAUGGAUGGAGAGCUUGUGUGUAGGGUGCUUCAACUGAUGAACCUGACAGACUCCAGGUUAACCCAGGGGGGCUGUGAGAAGUUGGACAUAGCAAUACUUAGUUUCUUUGAACAAUUCAGGAAAAUAUAUGUGGGAGACCAGGUCCAGAAAACAUCAAAGGUGUAUCGACGAUUGUCGGAAGUUCUCGGUCUUAGUGAUGAACCAAUGGUGCUUAGUGUAUUUAUCGGCAAAAUAAUAACUAAUUUGAAGUAUUGGGGUCGAAGUGAGCAGAUCAUCUCCAAGACACUGACACUGCUGAGUGACCUGUCCGUGGGCUACAGCAGCGUGAGGAAGCUGGUGAAGCUGGAGGCGGUGCAGUUCAUGCUGAAUAACCACACGGUGGCACUUCCGUUUCUGGGCAUCACAGCAGGAAGUAGUCCAGUGGCAGACAUGCGGUGCCGGACGACAUUCUACACAGCCCUGGGACGUCUGCUGCUGGUGGACUUGGGAGAAGAUGAGGAGAAGUUUGACCAGUUCAUGAUGCCUCUUACAGCUGCUUUUGAUGCAGUUGGGAAUCUGCUAUCUAAUGGUACUUCAGCAAUGGAUGUGGAAGGUGCAAAGAGGUCUUUAAUAGGUCUGGCAAGGGAUUUGAGAGGGAUAGCGUUUGCGUUCAACACAAAGACAAGCUACAUGAUGUUGUUUGACUGGAUCUAUCCAACGUACACUCCAGUUUUGCAGCGAGCAGUUGAACUGUGGUUCCAUGACCCUACGGUCACAACACCUGUGCUGAAACUAAUGGCCGAACUAGCUCAAAACAGAUCUCAGAGGCUUCAGUUUGAUGUGUCGUCACCCAAUGGUAUUCUGCUCGUCAGGGAAGUCAGUAAAAUGAUAGUUACUUAUGGGUCAAGAAUACUCACAAUAGGAGAAAUAGCCAAAGAUCAAAUCUACCCAUUAAAGUUGAAAGGUAUCUCCAUCUGUUUCUCAAUGCUGAAGGCAGCACUCUGCGGGAACUAUGUCAAUUUUGGUGUCUUCCGUCUCUAUGGAGAUGACGCCCUUGACAACGCCUUAGGCAUGUUUGUCAAGUUGCUGUUGUCAAUAUCACAGAAUGAUUUGCUUGACUUCCCCAAGUUGAGCCAGAAUUAUUAUGGUCUUCUAGAAUGUCUUGCCCAGGAUCAUAUGUCAUUCAUUAGCAACUUAGAACCUCAAGUCUUUCUCUACAUUCUGUCCACAAUUUCAGAGGGCCUCACUGCACUUGAUACAAUGGUGUGCACUGGCUGCUGUGCAACACUCGACAACAUCAUCACGUAUCUGUUUCGUCGUCUCACCGUCAAGAAGAAGAAGACCAGAGCUGGCAGCGUUCCUGAUAGCGAGUCAUUCCUCCGAAUACUUGAGCUUCAUCCAGAAAUAUUACAACAGAUGCUGUCUACAGUGUUAAACAUCAUCAUGUUCGAAGACUGUCGCAACCAGUGGUCUAUGUCGCGACCUCUCCUUGGUCUCAUUCUGCUCAAUGAAGAGUAUUUCAACAAGCUACGAGAGAGCAUCAUCUCUAGUCAGCCGGCAGAGAAACAAGCAACUAUGGUUCAGUGCUUUGAGAAUCUCAUGGACGGCAUCGAGAGGUCCCUCCUCACAAAAAACAGAGACAGGUUCACGCAGAAUUUAUCGGUUUUCCGGCGAGAUGUCAACGACUCAUUGAAAGCUCUGAGCAACAGCCCUUCAUCCUCCUCAACAUCUCUCGACAUGAUGAACUAUGGAUAACAGCGAGCGAAUGUGUGCGUGUGUGUGUGUGUGUGUGGAUGGGAUAUAGACAAACAUGUAUAUACAGACUGUGUGAUCCUAGCGUGGCUGUGCUGUGUGCUUGGAUGAAUAAGGCUUGGUAUAGCUUACAGUACAACUGACAAUAACUGCAGGUUGGACUGGAAUACUGAAUGGAAUUGGUGGUUGAGGCUGCUGGUAUUACCAAUCUGGCUUGCACUGGAGGUGUGAAAGGGUUUUGAUAUCUGUGAAAGUGCUAACUGUCACUAGACAUGUCUGAACUGUUUGUAUUUUAGCUUUGUGACGUGUAUUACUGAUGCAACCAUUUGACAUAUUUUCUGCAAUAUCAAGCUCGUAUAUGAAAACCACUGAAGAUGUUGCUGUCGUGCUAGCUGCUUUAAGAACAACGGCCUAGAUAAGCAGGUGCUUACUGUUGCCCUAAACUAUAUGUGAUGGUAUUAAUGGACAUGGGAAGGUAGACAGGGUGGUUAAAGAGUUGGCUUGUCCAGCAAAAGACCUGAUUUGAUUCCACAGAUGCGUGGCAUGCCCCUCUGAACCUGUAGAAUAAUGAUGAAAAUGGUGUAAAGUUACCCUCUCUUCGAUAGACUAUGUUGAGAUCUCAGCAGUGACUGCAGCAUCUGAUUAACAAGUAUAUUCUUGUAACUCUUCCAAAUGAUCUCCCAUUGCACUUCUAUAUUGUGCUGGCACUUUGUGAAUUAGUGAUCUUCAUUCAGGCUACAGACAGAGUUACAAUAGAUGAUUUACUUCCCACCCGGGGACAAGGUUACUGGGACCAUACCUGUGUUCAGUGGUUUCGCCAACAUGGAAAAUGUCAGACCUCUAUUUGGGCUUUCAUCUCACAUCAAGCUGAGACGCCAUGAUAUGACUCAAACACUGUUCAAGGCGGAGUUAACCCAACUCUGUUUCAUGCUGAGCUUGUGCUGGGUGUCUGCAGCUCACAUGUCAGAGUUGAAACAUGGUUUACCAAUGUCCGGUCCGUUCUUAGCCUGAACCAGCUUCUGUAGAAGAACAGUCAGUCAACUGUUUGUACACAGACUGCCCAAUUUCGCUUGCUUUGUUCGGAUGUUCAAUGAUAAUGUAACUUCCUAGUAUUAAAGGUAGAAUGUUCAGAAACAUCUGUAUGAAAAGAACUGUAUGAAUUGAGGUUCAGUGUCCUAAAGACUUCAUUGAAACCCCAUCUAUGAAUGGGCCCGAUGAUUUUAUUACCUCCCUUUGCUGGCUUUUUAUCAAAUCCGGUGUCUACGCUGGGAAGUUGAGCGAACUAAUCUCAACUCACUUUUGCU
This is a messenger RNA of Haliotis rubra (blacklip abalone), 4653 nucleotides long. Its product is annotated as exportin-7-like. Lineage: Eukaryota; Metazoa; Mollusca; Gastropoda; Lepetellida; Haliotidae. Gene Ontology annotation, biological process: protein export from nucleus. Gene Ontology annotation, cellular component: nuclear pore; cytoplasm. The record is from RefSeq and is a predicted model, not a curated record. Gene Ontology annotation, molecular function: nuclear export signal receptor activity; small GTPase binding.